Molecule: messenger RNA, 4128 nt
Organism: Daphnia pulex (common water flea)
Lineage: Eukaryota; Metazoa; Arthropoda; Branchiopoda; Diplostraca; Daphniidae
Gene: KLHL18
Product: kelch-like protein 18
Exons: 7
Coding region: 2237-3946 (569 amino acids)
Molecular function (GO): protein binding
Source: RefSeq, a predicted model, not a curated record
ACUGGUUUAAUUCCAUUGAAUGUGAUAUGUAAUAAAAUUUAAUAUUCUGAUGGAUUGCUUUAAAGUUAUAAUCAAGCGAUUUGACGUAACUUGACUAGGUGAGCUUUAUGUAAUGUAGAACAAUUGCGAUUGUUAUGAGGUCACUCUUGCAUUGCGGAAACAGCCGAGCAUAUUCGUUUCGUAAAUGGCCCGGAGGAUGAUCAGCUCGCGUUACUGGUUGGUGUACUGAUGACAUUACCUAAUAUAGGGACGAUGGACGAGAGAGAGAAAAUGGGCUUGGGAAAACCCUUGUGUUUAGAUAUUCCAGUUUAUUUGCAUAGCCAAUCAACGACCUCUCUCUCUCUGAUGGUAUAUCUUUGUUCAUAUCUCUUUAGGCGCUUUUUCACUGUGCCGCUCUCUGCCAGAGGAUUCACGAGUGUUACCCUUUGGCUGGUUCUUCAACAUCUAUUGUCCAGUAAUCAGCUGCUGAAGUUAAGUUGGCAAUUCAUCCCAACAAUCAUUUCAACAACCAGAGAAAGGAAGGAAAAAAAAACAGUUGGAAAAGGAAAGAAAGAUGUUUAAAUGUGCAAUGUUUCUUAGUCGUGCUGAAUAGUUGACCUCGUUUUCUCCUGGAUUCCUAUGAAAUUGUAAUCGCAUAGGGUAUACAGUAUACAUAAUUUCCAAACGAGUCUUGAAGCCGGGCCACGAACCUAUAAGAAAAUUCAAGGGAGAUUUGCUGCCUGCAGAGUAUGUAAGGUGACUCGUGCAUACAUGGAGAGAUUAAAAGGGAACAGUGACAGCUAUAGCAAUGACCGCAUGCAUCGCAUACGUAAAACAAUAGACCCGGUUUCUACCUCGUUGAGGCGUGAAAUCGUGAAAUCUUGACGACGGGGAAUAACGACUCCUUAUAGCCCCCGUUACAUUAAUUUCUUCAAGGCUGAGCAAAGUCAUCUGUGGGUCCACCUCGAUCAUGAGAUUCAUUAACUAGAGGUUUGCAAGGGCCCCAGCCAAGGAUGCCCUGCUGAACUCUUCUAUCAAGUCCUUUUGACCCUGAAAAAAAAUUUAAAACAAAAUUAUAAUUGGAUCGGUUCAUAUAUAGAAGGAAUAAGUGGACAAUCUUUUCCAGUUUUCUACGCUGCCCAGUAGUUCUCAAGAAUUGCGUCGAGCUGUGUUCACUGAUCCCUAAGGGCGUCUCUCAAACAAGAACUGCACCUUACGGCUAGUCCAUGGCUAGUCAUUACCAAACUUGAAAUUUUUGAUAUUAUAGAAACGACGUCGUCAAUCCGCAAUAAUUACAGGGCUGGUUGUCAUAAUAAUAAAACUCGAUAAUUUCCAUUAUUUUUUCUCUACUUGCCCCAUUCUCUUUGGUUUCAGAUUAAGCUUUAGUUUCCUUUUCAUAGCUCUAGUAAUAACUGUCCCCAUUCUUUCUCUGACGUCGUGACAGUCAAAUUAAUCGCAUUUGAUUACGAAUUUAUUUUCGAUGGGAGAACCAAGUGGGAUUGUACUUUUCUGUCUCAAGUUCAUAAUGCACUAACGCGGAAGCCUUGCAGCCAGAGAUCAGUUAAAGAAUAUUUUUAUUUUUAGGGUAGGGUUUAGAAAUAUGGGAAUGCGCUAGCUGCUCUAGUGCGUAUUUGAAUGUAGUGCUCCAAUAAAAUAUCGACACAAAAGGACCAACUCCAUUUUCAGACAACGAUAUGUGUUUGCCGAAAUAGAGAAUAAUCACCCUAAGGUUCUUUUAUGCUUGAGAUCUAGUGUGUACUAUCGCAGCGGUACACGCCCAAUACCAGACAUUUCUGUGUAUACAGGAAACACAAUAAAAACUGAUGUAUCCACUUAGAUGACGAAAGAAUUUUAUGAUGUCCUUGUCUUUGUAUGUGAAAAAUAAGCUAGCGCCAUCCAUCAUAAGCUUUCAAGUUUUUAAAGAUGAAAAUCGCCUUGCUGUUAUCAACCCCUUGACUGAAGUCAUGGCCAAUGUUCAAGAACGAACGGAAGGAUCAUGCUUCUCAUUUAGUUAUGUAUGUAUUUUUAUCUUUUUUAUUAUUAUUUUUCGUUUUUUUUUCUUUUAUUUGAAAUUGUUUUAUUUUUCGACGCUAGAAGGCGCUGACGGCAGUUUGUGAUGAGGAUUUUGUGUUGACAUUUGUGUUCGUGUGCGAUAAAAAUGUUAUAAAACAAUUUGAUAAUUUUCAUUCUUGGAAAAAUACUGUGACCUUAACUCAUUUCUAAAUUAUAUUUAUUAUAACGAAAAACUGUACUUGUCAUGGCUGAAUCGUGCACAAUGAGUGGUGGAUGUGUGAUGUUUCAACAAGCUGAUCUGGCCAGCAGUGCUUUCCCUGUUUUCGAAGAUAUUCGAAAACAAGGGAAGCUAUGCGACGUCACUAUUAAAGUGGACGACAAACUAUUCAGCGCCCAUCGUAUAGUGCUGUGUGCUACCAUUCCUUAUUUUAAUUCCAUGUUUACAAUUGAUAUGGUAGAGAGUAGACAAAGGGAAGUUGAGGUACGAGGGAUAGACCCUAGCGCGAUGGAAUCUUUAAUACAAUUUGCUUACAGUGGAAAAAUCACCAUUCAUCCUGGAAAUGUCAACAAUUUAAUGAUUGGAGCAGCUUAUCUGCAAUUGAAUCAAGUUCGUGAUGCCUGUGCCGACUUUUACAAACAGAGACUAGACUGUAAAAAUGUUUUGAGUAUUCAAUCAUUUGCUGAGACUCUAAGCUGUACAGACCUAGUAAAAGCAGCUGACCGUUUUCUUGAAAAGAAUUUUACUCAAGUUGCAGAAGAGGAAGAAUUUGUUAGUAUAGAUGUCAGUCAAAUGCAGGAGCUUCUCAACCGAGAUUCUCUAUGCGUCACUGAAGAGGGGGCUUUUGAAGCUUUAAUACGUUGGGUGAAGAAGGACUCCGAAUCAAGAUCUAAACAUCUUCCCAACCUACUAGCCCAAGUUCGAUUGCCUCUCCUUAGUCCAACUUUUUUGACGGACCGCGUUUCAAAGGAGGAAUUAAUUCGCAGCUGCCAUCGUUGUCGAGAUUUGGUUGAUGAAGCCAAAGAUUUCCACCUGCUUCCAGAACGACGUUCGAUGUUCAAAAGCUAUCGUUGUCGACCUCGCUGUUUUGCCGAUGUGUCGGGUCUUUUGUACGCUGUAGGAGGAUUGACGAAAGCUGGCGACUCUUUAAGUACAGUCGAAGUUAUGGAUCCUGUUACUGGCAGAUGGAAUCCAGCAGAAGCAAUGUCUAUACGUCGGAGUAGAGUAGGAGUCGCCAUCCUCCGUAACAAUUUAUACGCUAUUGGUGGCUACAACGGUGUUGACAGGCUUCAAACAGUCGAAGUUUUAGACGGACCCAAGCGAAUUUGGCGUGGGAUAGGUUCCAUGAACUGCAAACGAAGCGCUGCUGGAGCAGCUUCCCUCCAUGACUACCUUUACGUUUGUGGCGGAUACGACGGUGUUACUUCGCUCAACACAGUCGAGUCCUAUGACCCCUCAACUGAUUGUUGGAAAUGUGUUUCUGCCAUGAACAAACAUAGAAGUGCGGCCGGAGUAGUGGCGUUUGACAAUCACAUAUAUGUUUUGGGUGGACAUGACGGAUUAAGCAUAUUUGAUUCAGUCGAGAAGUAUAAUCCCCAAACUGGUCGUUGGACUCCCGGAGUCUCAAUGCUUUCAAAACGUUGCAGACUAGGAGUUGCUGUAUUGGAGGGUAAGCUCUAUGCUUGCGGCGGGUAUGAUGGUUCAACAUUUUUGCGAUCAGUUGAGGUUUUUGAUCCAAAAACUGAGAAGUGGAACCAUGUUGCCCCCAUGAGUGUUACUCGUAGCCGAGUGGCGUUGGCAGCUAAUGCCGGUCGUCUUUGGGCGGUUGGAGGAUACGAUGGCACUGCAAACUUAAAUACGGUAGAGGUCUAUGAUCCGAAGAUUGACAAAUGGAGUUUCGGUUCUUCAAUGUGCGCUCACGAGGGAGGCGUAGGUCUCGGAGUAGUUCCUUUAUAAUCCCAUUGUUCAAUUGAAACGAACUAAUGAAUAUUUCUGAUUUUAAACAAAUUUUGAUACUGUCAACGGCGACUUUUGAGCUUUUUUUUAUUUAUAAAGUGUGUGACCAUGUUGCAGCUUUUAGAAAUGCAAUGUUCUGCCAUUCAAUAAAACCCUACCAUUAUGGCAUUAUCCCAAUUAAA